UUCCAGUGUGAUUCGCCAUGACGACUGAAUCAGGAGCCGACUCUGAGCCCAAGCAGCAGCAGGGGAAAGGAGGGAAGGAGAAAGGAGGGAAGGAGAAAGGAGGGAAGGAGAAAGGAGGGAAGGAGAAGACAGCAGAACACUUCCCAGCCGCCGCGGGACACAGCACACCUGCCAAGAAUAACCAGUUUGAGGAGGACCUGUCGUCCACCAGGUCGUCAACCAGUCGCCUGUCAAUCAAGUCUCCACUGAGGGGAGUCAGGAAGCUGAAGAACAUGCAGUGUAAAAUCACCCUUCUAGAUGGCUCCGACUACACCAUGACGGUGGAUAAACGAGCCAGAGGCCAGCUGCUGUUUGCCAAGGUGUGUGACCAUCUGAACCUGCUGGAGACGGACUACUUUGGCAUCACGUACCGCGACGUGGAGAACCAGAAGAACUGGCUUGCCAACAAGGAACUGAAGAAGCAGAUAAGGAGUGGCCCCUGGAACUUUGCCUUCAACGUCAAGUUCUACCCCCCAGACCCUGCCCAGCUGUCUGAAGACAUCACCAGGUACUACCUGUGUCUCCAGCUGCGUGAUGACAUGGUGUCUGGUCGUCUCCCCUGUUCCUUCACCACCCACACCAUACUGGGCUCCUACACGGUCCAGUCAGAGCUGGGGGACUACGACCCCGAGGAGACGGAGUACAACAGUGAGCUCCGCUUCGCUCCGAACCACACCAAGGAACUAGAAGAUAAGGUCAUGGACCUACACAAGAACUACAAAGGGAUGACCCCAGCUGAAGCAGAGUUACACUUCCUGGAGAAUGCCAAGAAACUGUCCAUGUAUGGAGUAGACCUGCAUCACGCCAAGGACUCUGAAGGCGUAGAGAUCAUGCUAGGAGUGUGCUCCAGUGGUCUGCUCAUCUACAGAGACAGACUGAGAAUCAACAGGUUUGCCUGGCCCAAGGUCCUCAAGAUCUCCUACAAGAGAAACAACUUCUACAUCAAGAUACGCCCCGGAGAGUUUGAGCAGUUCGAGAGCACGAUUGGCUUCAAGCUCCCUAACCACCGUGCAGCCAAGAGGCUGUGGAAGACCUGUGUCGAGCACCACACGUUCUUCAGGUUGGUGUCUCCAGAGGCCCCCCCGAAGAAGUUCCUAGGUCUUGGUUCUAAGUUCCGCUACAGCGGUAGAACCCAGGCUCAGACCCGGAGAGUCUCCUCUCAGAUCAUCAGGGCCGCGCCCAUCUUCGAACGCUCCUCCUCCAAACGCUACACCAUGUCGCGCAGCCUGGACGGAGGUACAGAGUUCAU
This is a messenger RNA of Oncorhynchus gorbuscha (pink salmon), 1288 nucleotides long. Its product is annotated as band 4.1-like protein 3. Gene Ontology annotation, molecular function: cytoskeletal protein binding. Gene Ontology annotation, cellular component: plasma membrane; cytoskeleton. The record is from RefSeq and is a predicted model, not a curated record. NCBI's taxonomy places the organism in Eukaryota, Metazoa, Chordata, Actinopteri, Salmoniformes, Salmonidae.